AUGAAAAGAAUGAUGAAGGAAAAGUACAUUAUAGAGAAAGAAGCGCAAUGCAACGGAGUUAAGGGAGAAGAGAAGGAAAUCCUGCAUUCAGUUGACUUGCAUCGAUCACCAAGUAUCCGCCUUUUAUGUUUUGACAUUGAGAAUAUCCAUAUGUUCGUUCGGGAACUGGACGUAAUGUUAUGUUCAGAGCGUCUGCGGAAUAUCAUCAUCCCUGCUGGAACUUUAGCGUUCUCAUUUAUACACCUCCCUGAUGCUCCGCGUCGUAUCUGCAUGACCUUCUUAACCUUGGAAAUCGGAUACAAAAUAGGUUAUUUGCGCCAUAUUGCGUUCAUGAACCUACCUAAUAAAUAUUUCGUGUUUAUGAUCGCAACUGGAGCAUUCUUUACUUUUGAUUAUCCACUGAAAAACACAAAGAUGACAACUACCGUAAUCACUUUCUUUGCUGCUUUAUUAACCUCCUUUGCAUGCGCUGUCCCCGCCGUUGUUGAUGUAUUUGAAGAUAACAUGUAUGCACUCCUAAUAUUCGUUGGGAAAGAACAGUUCGAUCUACGUGAUGGUUCAGCUGAUGUUGCAUUAAGCAUUGGCCCCUUCUAA
This is a messenger RNA of Mycotypha africana, 594 nucleotides long. RefSeq lists its product as uncharacterized. NCBI's taxonomy places the organism in Eukaryota, Fungi, Mucoromycota, Mucoromycetes, Mucorales, Mycotyphaceae. The record is from RefSeq and is a predicted model, not a curated record. The transcript is spliced from 4 exons. The coding region runs from base 1 to 594 and encodes 197 amino acids.